This is a messenger RNA of Salvelinus fontinalis (brook trout), 4465 nucleotides long. Its product is annotated as solute carrier organic anion transporter family member 1C1-like. Gene Ontology annotation, cellular component: membrane. Bases 595 to 2787 code for a protein of 730 amino acids. The transcript has 15 exons. Gene Ontology annotation, molecular function: protein binding. NCBI's taxonomy places the organism in Eukaryota, Metazoa, Chordata, Actinopteri, Salmoniformes, Salmonidae. Gene Ontology annotation, biological process: transmembrane transport; sodium-independent organic anion transport. The record is from RefSeq and is a predicted model, not a curated record.
CGACUUUACCAUCACUUCACCUCUUUUCAAUCACAACCUAAUAACGGUUAACAAAUUCAAAACAACAUAACCCCGGCACGGUGUUUUAUUUUCGUUAGUCUUUUUGUCCAUUGAGAAGCUUUGCGUUGGAGCGAAUCAAUUCUGGAACUAGGAUACAUAUAUCACCAUACCGCGCGCUCUGCUUUUCUCCCUUUCAAGUGUUAUCACGUGCGUGAGCUAAAUUCUACAAGCAGUGUAGGGUUGCACAAACACAUUUAGGUUCCAAACUGUUUAAUUUCUCAGCGAGAACGUUGUGAAAACUCGGUCUGAUAGAGGUCAAAUAUUUAGAUAAUUGGAACUGUGAUGAUGACAAGAGGCGGGAAGAAGAACUUUUGAGAAAUACCUUCUUCUAUGACCUUUAAUAACCGGUGGCUUUACUGCCCUUCAUCCAUAUGAGAAGUUUUCCCUGAGCUCGAGACAUCUGCCGCGCACUCUGCGCUGUCCAAACUCUCUGCCACCGGGAAUAUUACGCGCGUUUUUGUCAUAGGUUGUUCUAUUACCACAUUGGGAGAUAUAGGGCGAUUGUUUCAUGGUAGACUUGGGUUGCAUGCAUCAAUGCCAAGGAAUUUCAUUAGGGGAACUUUGCCCAAGGAAAACGAGAGCCGUCUGUCUAGGAUGGAGCCGGUGGCCAAGGAGAGAGGGACGACAGAGAACGGAGGCAGCUCCUCUACAAGGGAGCAACGCUCCUCCUGCUCCAGCCUCAAGAUGUUCCUUGUGGCCCUAUCGUUUGCCUACUUUGCCAAGGCCUUGUCUGGCAGCUACAUGAAGAGCACAAUAACCCAGCUGGAGAGGCGCUUUGACAUCCCCAGUUACCUAACAGGCGUCAUCGAUGGGAGCUUUGAGAUAGGUAACCUGUUGGUGAUAGCAUUCGUGAGUUACUUUGGUGCAAAGCUGCAUCGGCCCAAGAUCAUUGCAAUGGGCUGUGUACUGAUGGCAGUGGGAACAUUCAUCAUCGCUCUGCCACACUUCCUCAUCGGACGCUAUAAGUUCGAAACAUCAAUCCGAUCGUCAGUGAAUUCAACCAAUAACCUCUCUCCAUGUCCAGCGCGCCUGUUGUCACCCUCCUCGCAAGCUUCGGGUGACCCGCUUUCUGAGGCACCAAGCACAGGGACAGUAGGUUGUGAAGGAGAGUCCAACCUCUCCAUGUGGAUCUAUGUGUUCCUUGGGAACGUCUUACGAGGGAUCGGGGAGACGCCAGUGCAGCCCCUUGGGAUCUCGUAUAUAGAUGAUUUCGCCAGGGAGGAAAAUGCUGCAUUUUACAUUGGCUGCGUUCAGACCAUAGCAGUCAUUGGUCCUGUGUUUGGCUAUUUACUGGGAUCCCUGUGUGCCAAAAUAUAUGUGGACAUUGGAUUUGUCAACAUGGAGAGUAUCACCAUAAGCCCUGGUGAUGCUCGCUGGGUGGGGGCCUGGUGGUUAGGUUACCUUAUAGCUGGGGUAAUCACCCUGCUUUCAGCCAUCCCCUUCUGGUUCCUGCCCCGUUCCCUGCCCAUCCCGUCAGACCGAAUCCCAGCCCAGUGCACCCCGGAGCGGACUAGCUUCAUCAAAGACUCCCCUCUCCUGGAGCAUAAGUACCAAGCCGACGAGCCAGCUGGCUUUCUGGAGAUGGCCAAAGAUUUCAUACCAACGUUGAAAACCCUCCUGGGGAACCCAGUGUACUUCAUCUACCUGUGUGUGACCAUCAUUCAGCUGAACUCUCUCAUCGGCAUGGUAACCUACAAGCCCAAGUACAUAGAGCAGCAUUACGGACAGUCAGCAUCAAAAGCCAAUUUCCUGAUGGGUACAAUCAACAUCCCUGCCGUGGCGUUGGGAAUUUUCACCGGUGGCCUGCUCAUGAAGAGGCUGAAGCUGAGCAUCAUGGGAGCAGCCAAGUUUGCGUUCAGCACCUCUCUGAUAGGCUACUUCCUAUCCCUCUUCUUCUUCGUCAUGAGCUGCGAGAACGCCAAAGUGGCUGGGAUCACGCUGCCCUACAACAGGGUGGGUGGUGUAUCGUAUGAGGAGCGCUCAGUAUUCUCAGCCUGUAACUCAGACUGUGUUUGUUCAGGCAGAGACUGGGACCCUGUCUGUGGAGAGAACGGCAUCACGUACGUCUCUCCCUGCCUGGCUGGCUGCCAGACCUCCACAGGAUCAGGGAAGAACACGGUGUUCUCUAACUGUAGCUGUGUGGUGGUAGCAGGGCUGAGCAGUGGUAACCUGACAGCCAGUGUAGGCCACUGUCCUCACAGAGACGACUGUGACCGUGUCUUCCCUUACUUCCUGGCUCUUUCUGUCAUCACUUCCUUUAUCAUCUCACUGGGUGGCACGCCAGGCUACAUGGUCCUCAUCAGGUGUAUCAAGCCUCAACUCAAGUCCUUAGCUCUGGGGUUCCAUACUCUGUCCACACGUACACUUGCGGGCAUCCCAGCGCCCAUCUACUUUGGGGCGAUCAUCGACACCACGUGUCUGAAGUGGGGCCAGAAGAGAUGCGGAGGGAGAGGAGCCUGUCGUAUAUACAACACUACAGCAUACAGGAUAGCUUACCUGGGUCUGACUAUGGGCCUGAGGACAGUUUCCUUCCUGCUGUGUAUACUGGGAUUCGUGCUGCUCAAACAACACCUGCGGAGAGAGGAACGCAGCGCCCACCAAGUGGCCAAUGGCGGAGCAGAACUGGAGGCACUCAGGAAAGAGGAGGUCCUAGCCUCCAACUCGGACCAAUCGCUACAGACUUCCACAACAGACUACAACAACACAGAGAGAGAGACACGGCUGUGACAGUCUGAGACAAUCUCCCCUGAUCCCUCACGUUACACACAGACACACACAAACACUAGAUUUGCAGGAACCAACAACGGGCUGUCCCUGACCAUCUCAUCUCAUAGAACAUAAAUUAUGUAUUUGUACUGGACCUGUCUAGGUUAUGUAUAUUUAAAAAUAUACAGUUGAAGUCGGAAGUUUACAUGCACCUUAGCCAAAUACAUUUAAACUCAGUUUUUCACAAUUCCUAACAUUUAAUCCUAAUAAGAAUUCCCUGUCUUAGGUCAGUUAGGAUCACCACUUUAUUUUAAGAAUGUGAAAUAGUAAAGAGAAUGAUUUAUUUCAGCUUUUAUUUCUUUCAUCACAUUCCAAGUGGGUCAGAAGUUUACAUACACACAAUUAGUAUUUGGUAACAUUGCCAUUAAAUUGUUUAACUUGGGUCAAACAUUUCGGGUAGCCUUCCACAAGCUUCCCACAAUAAGAUGAGUGAAUUUUGUCCCAUUCCUCCUGACAGAGCUGGUGUAACUGAGUCAGGUUUGUAGGCCUCCUUGCUCGCACACGCUUUUUCAGUUCUGCCCACAAAUGUUCUAUAGGAUUGAGGUCAAGGCUUUGUGAUAGCCACUCCAUUACCUUGACUUUAUUGUCCUUAAGCCAUUUUGACACAACUUUGGAAGUAUGCUUGGGGUCAUUGUCCAUUUGGAAGACCCAUUUGCAACCAAGCUUUAACUUCCUGACUGAUGUCUUGAGAUGUUGCUUCAAUAUAUCCACAUAAUUUUCCAUCCUCAUGAGCCAUCUAUUUUGUGAAGUGCACCAGUUCCUCCUGCAGCAAAGCACACCCGCAACAUGAUGCUGCCACCCCCGUGCUUCACGGUUGGGAUGGUGUUCUUCGGCUUGCAAGCCUCCCCCUUUUUCCUUCAAACAUAACAAUGGUCAUUAUGGCCAAACAGUUCUAUUUUUGUUACAUCAGACCAGAGGACAUUUCUCCAAAAAGUACAAACUUUGUCCCCAUGUGCAGUUGUAAACUGUAGUAUGGCUUUACAAUGGUGGUUUUGGAGCAGUAGCUUCUUCCUUGCUGAGUGGCCAUUCAGGUUAUACCUUCAUGCGUUUGGAAAUUGCUCCCAAGGAUGAACCAGACUUGUGGAGGUCUACAAUUUUCUUUCUGAGGUCUUGGCUGAUUUCUUUUGAUUUUCCCAUGAUGUCAAGCCAAGAGGCACUGAGUUUGAAGGUAGGCCUUGAAAUACAUCCACAGGUACACCUCCAAUUGAUUAAAAUUAUGUCAAUUAGCCUAUCAAAAGCUUCUAAAGCCAUGACAUCAUUUUCUGGAAUUUUCCAAGCUGUUUAAAGGCACAGUCAACUUAGUGUAUGUAAACUUCUUACCCACUGGAAUUGUGAUACAGUGAAUUAUAAGUGAAAUAAUCUGUCUGUAAACAAUUGUUGGAAAAAUUACUUGUGUCAAGCACAAAGUAGAUGUCCUAACCGACUUGCCAAAACUAUAGUUUGUUAACAAGAAAUUUGUGGAGUUUUAAUGACUCCAACCUAAGUGUAUGUAAACUUCUGACUUCAGCUGUAUAUGUUUUUGAUAUAACUGAAGUAUUUCAUAGAUGUACCUGCUGUAUUUCACAAAACCACAAAUGUAAGUACAUAGAAGGUCAUCUUUGUUGUUGGUACAAAGAAAGUAUUUACGUGGAUUUGUUAA